Molecule: messenger RNA, 1881 nt
Organism: Caenorhabditis remanei
Lineage: Eukaryota; Metazoa; Nematoda; Chromadorea; Rhabditida; Rhabditidae
Exons: 8
Coding region: 1-1881 (626 amino acids)
Source: RefSeq, a predicted model, not a curated record
AUGGCACGGUUAUUGACGUCGUUGGAGAACGAAACUGAACUCAAAGCUAUAGAGAGAAACAACAAUAUAUGCGAGAAAAAGCUGGCGAAUUUUCAGCGACAACGCGAGGAAGUUAGCCGAUCUGUUCGACAUCUCGAAGAAUGUAACACACAUGUCAAGCGAAUGGCUGUAAUCACCAAAGAGAAGCUGACGAAGUUGAAAUCGGACGUUGAAAAACACAAAAACGAAACACGGGAAACUGUGCAGCGCUCAAAUGCAUUUCUGAACUCAAGUUUCGAGCAAGUCGAUUUUAUUCGAACCAAUCAGCACGUUUCGCUUCAUUGUGGCCCCGCACUGUCAAUCACACUUCCUUAUGAUAGUUGCAUCGAAUCAUGCGUUCAAGCUGAAAACAAUCUUCGUAGGAGUCUUGGCGAAGUUUCUAUGUCUGCUGAGAAGUUGAAAAGCGAGAAAGAAGCUCUUGUAAAAGAUCAGCAUUCGGUUUCAAAGGCGAAAAGCAAAGCGGAAAAAGAUAUCGUGAAUUUGAAAGAAGAAAUUGAACGACAGACUGGUAUUGUCAAAACGCUUCAAGCUUCCUCGGUUGAAGUAAAGAGCGUACUUCGUGAGGCAAAGGAAGAGGUUGAUAAGGCGAUUGAUAAAAAGGCAAAGAUGGAGGAAGAGAUGAAAAAAGCGCAACAGACUCUUGACAACUUGCUUCCAACUAUUCCCACCGCGGAAUCUGCAAAACAAAAUAUUUUAGCUGAAUUGGACGAGUUGUUUGUGGACCUCAAGUCUGAUUCACCUAUCGAUCUAUCAUCAUAUACCAAUCUAUCUGACUGUGAAGAAAUUCUGAAACUUUUCGAAGAGUGGAAAACUCGUCAAACGGAAAACUCUAAUUUCUCACAACCCGCCGACGUUUUCGACACAGAUACUCCCACUUCUCUUGAAGCUGAUCUGGAAAAUGUCAAAAAGCAAACGAAACAUACGCUGAAAAACGUUGAACAAAUGAAAGAACUCAGAGAGAAGCAUGUUUGUACCAGUGAGAUGUUGAUAAGAAAGAAGUCAGGUGUGGAAGCUGUGAGAAAGCAGAUAGACGAUCAUACGGCUGUCUUGAAUAGCUUGAAAGUGACAGAGAAGGCAGUGAAAUCAUCGGGUUCGGAGAGUAUCAGCUCGAAGAAGGAGGUGAAAGAGGAGCUUCUGCGUCAGCUAGAAGCGACUCGAAAUGAAGUUCCAGGACCAGAGCCCUAUCAACCUUAUCAAACCCCCGUUCGAAUUGCAUCGACUAAAACAAAUGCGAAAUUGAACGCGAAAACCAUCACAAGAGUAUCCGCGGGAUCAGGAUCUACUCGAAACAUGAGCGUCAAUGGACCUCAAUACCCAGGAAUCAAGCUAGUUGCUCAAAAAAAUAAUGUUGAUACUCCGAUCCCGCGAAAAGUCAGCACAGCAGUGUUGGAUGAGUCGGCGAAUUCGGUCAAUUCGGAAGACUCAUCUCUAAUUUCCGAGGAUAGUGGAACUACCCAAGACGAGUCAGCAUUGAAUCAACUCUUUAGUCCUUUAGCCAACGAAAAACGCGUCUCACCGCCAACCCCGCCUGUUGUUGAGUUCUCAAUGGCUGCUCAUAUGAACGAAUUCAGUCAGAGACAGGCGAAACUCAAGGCGUCUCAGAAGAUAAAGGAACACGUCGAUGUAGAGAGAAGGCGCAGUAAAGGAAAAAAUGUUGAUUUCGAUGCCGAAGAUGAGAAUGACAAAAGAAUCUUCGCAGAUGAAUCUGCUUUAGACAUAUCUGGAGUCGAUUCAGAAGGCGAUGAAGAAAAUGAGGAAGAUGAUGGGGAUGAAUUUGAUGAAUUGUUUGCACCUGACGAUCAGGAUAGCAUGGAUCAAUCUACGUGGGGAGAUGAUGAUUGA